Messenger RNA from Lottia gigantea (owl limpet), 675 nucleotides. RefSeq lists its product as hypothetical. Lineage: Eukaryota; Metazoa; Mollusca; Gastropoda; Lottiidae. The record is from RefSeq and is a predicted model, not a curated record. The coding region runs from base 1 to 675 and encodes 224 amino acids. The transcript is spliced from 2 exons.
AUGGACAGAGAUGCAUUUAAAAAGGUUUGUAAAGCUCAAUGGAAAAACCCAGAUGAUCAUGGAUAUAUAUUCGUUAAUACUAGAAAACCUACAGAGGAUAUUAAAAAGAAAUUAGAACCUAAACAAAUUCAACAACCACUGUUUCCUUCUCCUCAUCAAAUAGAAUAUCCCAUUGAAUAUGAUGGUCUUAUAAUUAGGACAUUAGAUGAUAUAAAUCAUUAUUUUUCAAACCCUGACACAGAUUUACGAAAGAGCAUUUCACCAAUUGUUGAUAAUGAUGGCUUAUUGUUUAAUGGAUAUAGAAUAACAUUUAGUAAAGUUUCCCCCAAAUUUAUAAUCGAUACAAAAGACUUUAUAUUUACAACAACAGAAGGAUUAAUACAUUUAAUGAAUGGGGAGGAUCCUGGUAUUGCCGAUUAUAAGGAUUUAGUAGAAUACUCCAAAUUUCUAGAUGAAAUAAGGAGGGGACGCGAAACAAAUAGAUCGAAAGAAGUUAAACUAUAUAUAAAAGCAAUUGAACAUGCUGAAUACGAAGUUGACGAAGCGAGUAAUUAUGGAGAAAAUUAUCCACCAAUCACAGAACAAAUAGACGAAUUGGAAAAGGAGAUAGCUAGAGAAAACAGUGGACAAGGUAUGACGUUUUUAUCCGACAACAAUGAGAAACUACUUAAUUGA